Molecule: messenger RNA, 3922 nt
Organism: Strigops habroptila (Kakapo)
Lineage: Eukaryota; Metazoa; Chordata; Aves; Psittaciformes; Psittacidae
Gene: POF1B
Product: POF1B actin binding protein
Exons: 15
Coding region: 958-2745 (595 amino acids)
Biological process (GO): epithelial cell morphogenesis; actin filament organization; bicellular tight junction assembly
Cellular component (GO): bicellular tight junction; adherens junction; actin filament
Molecular function (GO): actin filament binding
Source: RefSeq, a predicted model, not a curated record
GAGCAUGUAGAGGGGAAAAAAUGACAAAACUAAGAAUGUGAGGUUUAUUAUUAAGGGUAAUAUUUAUUACACAAGAUUCUACAAUUAUGUUAUUGCUACAUUACCUUGCAGAACAAAGUUACCUUCUCAGGGCUUCCCUGACGCAGGCAGAGGAACACAAACCAAAAUAUGCUGGAUUGAGAAACCAGCUGGAGUUUCACAUUCUUUUGUACGGACUGAGCCUUCGGGUGAGCACCAGCUCCAUCCUUUCCACGGGAGCGUUGUGGUCCACCGGUAACGAUCACUCCGGUUACGCCGGGCUGCCUGUGCUGUGCGCUGCAGAGGCAGGAGCGCUCGCACUGAGGAAGCGGACGCGUGUCGCAGAGAGCUGCCGCUGCGGGCAGUUUGCUGCACGGGGGCCAGGCGAGGGAGGGCUCCUGCAGAUGCAAAGUGCUCUGCGGGGAAGUUCACAACCUCCUGCGAAGGAUUUGAGUACUUGAGUAGCAGAUAAUGAUGUAUUUACACUCCCCCUACACACGCCGUAAACAGAUUCAUAACAAAGGGCUUUCUUACACAGCGUUACGCUGUGUUUUCCCCUACUUUUUCCAUUAGCGAGGUUUCAUCACGGUGCUGUAGCCGAAGCCUGGAACCCAGGGCGGCAUCCGCUCCUCCAAGUCCUCCUCCAUGAAGGACCCGAAGGCGGAAGAGGAAGGUGCAGAGCAACCGCGGGACCCCUGCCGCGCCGCCCGGGCCCGGCCCGCUGCGCUGGGCGAGAGGCCGCCCCGGCUGCUCCCCGCUCCCGGCCCGCCCGGGCGCGCUCCCGGCUGGCGGCCUGCCUGGCGAGGGGGCGGCGGCCGCGGGGCCCUGCCACCCGGAGGUGUGUCCCGCCCUAGGCGCGGCUCCCGCAGGUACUAAUCGCCGCGCUGCCCUGGCUCCCUCCUGCACUCGCCGCCCGCUCCCCCGGAGCCCGCGGCCGGGAUGUACGGGGGGCAGCAGCAGCUGCAGCCCCUCACGCUGCCCCCGCACCUCCAGCAGCAGCAGCAGCACCAGCAGCAGCAGCACCACUACUACCGGCGCCAGCAGCACUACAGCACGCUCCCCGCCGCCCGGCGGCCCCUGUCCUGCCCGGAGCCGCCGUCCUGCCCGGAGCCGCCGCCGCGGGACCCGCCGCCCUGCCCCGAGCCGCAGCCGCGGCCCCUGCCGUGCUUCGAUCCCCUGCCCCACCAGCAGCAGGACAGCAGCGUGGCGUACGACCGGGUGCGGACCUACGGCCCCGGCUGCCGGAGGGUGAGCACGUCCUGCUCCUCCCGGGCGGCCUCGCCGCUGGAGUGCUCGCACGGCUACCAGCAGCUCAUCGCCGGCUGCGACCCGCCGCAACAGGGCACUUUCCGAAGGAUUAUUAUUGAGAAUCCUGAUCAGGAGCCGUUAUCCCCAUUUCUUAGAGGGGCAAAUUUCAGUCCUGGAAACAACGUCAUCUAUGAAAAGACAAUAAGAAAAUACGAGCUAUUAAAUCCCCUCCAAGACAAGCAGUAUCAGUUCUCCCACCAGUGCCAGAGUCCCCAGCAAGGGGAGCAGUGCCAGGCUGCCCAGCCCUGCCAGUACUGUGAGCAGCCCCAGGUCACUCACCAGUGCCAGCAGACACAGACCAGCAGCCCUUGUGAAGUCGUUCCAGUCUCUGUCAGCGAUGACUGCAGAGGAAGUACCGUGAGGAGGGUGACAGUGCAAACCUGUGAGCCGGUGAACUGUGCUCAGGAGAAUACUGACCAGCUGGACUGCCGCUACUUCGGUGAGCUCCUCGCUGAGCUGAACCGCAAGACCAACGACUUGCACAGCUGUUUACUGCAGCAUGUGGAAAAGAUAGGAGGAAGGAACCAUGACAUUGAAUUUACGUGUCAGACUGAAGAUAUUGAAGAAUUAAUUCCCAAAGGACUGUCUGAGGCAACAAAGCAGCAGAUUCGUUAUCUCCUCCAGAUGAGAGUCACAUCAGACAAAUCUUUGAGACUUGUGCUUUCCACUUUCAAGAAUCUCCGUGAAGAGCUUUGCCACCUGCAGGAUGACUUGGGGAAGUUAGAAACCGACAGUGUCUUACUUAAGAAGGAUUUGGCUUUUAAAGAUUCACAAGUAAAAGAAUAUGAAACUAUGCUGGCUUCUCUGAGAGAGAAUAAUCGUCAGCAGCAGCAAGGGCUCCGAGAGAGUACUGCAAAAUGUCGCGCUCUGGAGGAACAGCUCCUCUCCCUUCGGCUCAGUGAGGGGGAAAAGGACUGUCAGCUAAAGGAGCUGGAGUUCUGCAAGCGUGCCUUGGAGCAGGAGAUCCAGAGCCUCAGGCUGCAGGCCUGCUCUAAUCCAACCCUGCAGACCACCACGGAUGAGCUCUCCAGCCGUUAUGUAGAGAUGAUCAAUAACUUGAGGGAAGAUAAAGAUCGUGAGAUCCGCAGCCUUAGGUCUCAGUUAUGCCAAUUCCAGCAAGACAUAUCGAGGAGAGAAGGAAGCAACAGUGACUUGCAAAUACGGUUGCAUGAACUGACAUCAAUGUUGGAGGAGAAAGAUGCUUUUAUUAAACAACAGCAAGAGGACCUCUUCAGAUUGAAGCAUGAGAAAUUAUCUGGCAGUCAGUCCCCUGGUGUAACUGCUAUCAUCACCAAGAAGUACAGGAAUCAGUACCCUAUCCUGGGUCUCCUGUCUGAUGACUACAAGGUUACAUCACCUGUCAAUAAAUCACAAACUAUUGUCAUUGAGAGGACGGGAGAGAUAUGGAAACACGAAUGAGAGAGAUCUUGAAGCCAUGAGAGCUGCUAAGAGGAGUCCACAAUGACUUAAAGGUGCUUUGCUUUCUGCUAUUCUGCAUCCUCAAAAGGUUCAGUCUGAUUAGUGGGAAAGGCUGGGGAACAUGACAAGGACAUGGAAACAUGAAGAUGAUGAACACUGUCUCAUCAUACACGGUUACCUGUGUCUGUAAUCUGCCACCACCACCUGCGUACGAAUGCUACUAGUACUUCUUCACACACAUGCUUUUGACACAGAAGAGCGUGCCACACCAUGCGUUUGUGGACUUCAUUUUCUUGAUGUGACUAACUUCUGUUCUUCAGCCAGUCCUGACGCAAUCUGAGAGACAAAAGGAAGACGUCUGAAACCUUUUCCUCCUUGCACUCGUAGCCAUAUUCUUCUGCCCUAGCUACUCAUGCUGAGAAGUGGGAAUGAUACAGAUCCGCAUCCUGUACACACCGAAUGGCUGGUUUCACUGCACACAGAUUCCCAGAUUGCUGUUCUAUCUACCACUGCCUGUCCAAGAUGAAGCAAAUCCCAGACACCACCACUAUAGGGAACUUCUUAAACCACCUCACUGAAGAACACGCAUCUGCCUGUGUACAGGAAGCUCAAACACAAAGGAAAUGACUUUUGCUUACAGCAGGUACACAACUUUGCAUCUGAACUGGCAAGUACCAGAGGUGCCCAGUUCAGUGACAUCACUGGGCAAACAGUGAUUUUAAAGAAUGCUGGUGCCAUCAGAGUUGAUGUAUUUUCGGGUGACCUUUAUACCAAACCAGCCGUAAGUAUUCAUCUGCUUUGCUUGAAAAUGUCAAGAACUUAGUAUAUUUUUAUACAGAAAAACAGAGAAUGAAAAUAGCUCCUAAACUCAAUUUCAGUAUCAGACCAACCUCCCAUUUACAAUUCCCACUCCUCACAGGACCACAGAAAUCCUCACAAUGAUUUGGUAUUCAUAAUUAACUCACUGUCUAAGCCACAUAGUGCAAAGAAUCACAGGUGAAAUUUAAAAGUAUGCAAUCAAAAGGUGCUGGGUCUUUAUUGUGGGGUUCUUGCUUUGCUCUACUUCUGCAGACAUUUAUUUCUGUUAAGUAAUAUAUAUCCCAGGCACUGGUUAAUGGUGAAAGAAUGCUGUAGGCCAUGUGUAACCAUGAAAUAAACUUAAGAAUAACUUUCUGAA